Messenger RNA from Xyrauchen texanus (razorback sucker), 4380 nucleotides. RefSeq names its product N-terminal EF-hand calcium-binding protein 1-like. Gene Ontology annotation, molecular function: calcium ion binding. NCBI's taxonomy places the organism in Eukaryota, Metazoa, Chordata, Actinopteri, Cypriniformes, Catostomidae. Gene Ontology annotation, cellular component: cytoplasm; Golgi cis cisterna; endoplasmic reticulum. Bases 130 to 1221 code for a protein of 363 amino acids. The record is from RefSeq and is a predicted model, not a curated record. The transcript has 13 exons. Gene Ontology annotation, biological process: regulation of amyloid precursor protein biosynthetic process.
GAGAGGACUGCUGCUUCAUCCGCACUGCUCUUCACACACCAGUUUCCAAUCUCACUGAGUGACACUUCUGCAUUUAUUGAUCCCAUUGAGUGAGAAGUCUGCAAAUUCUCUUUAACAGUUCGUUUAAAGAUGUUGGCGUGCACCGAAAUCAUCACGAUGUGUCUCCAGUCGGCGAAGCGCGAGCAUCUCCGCUCCAAACAGCAGCAGCAGCAUCAGAUCCAGGAUGCGGUUCACGGACUGUCCAUCUUUCACGACAUUUUCCGCCGUGCUGACAAAAACGAUGAUGGUAAGCUGUCUUUUGAGGAGUUUAAAGCAUACUUUGCCGAUGGGAUACUCACAACCGACGAGCUUCGGGAGCUGUUCUUCUCCAUCGAUGGACGACAGACACAUAACCUCGAUACAGACAAACUAUCAGAUUACUUUUCUCAGCAUCUUGGAGAAUAUAUGGAUGUUCUCUCAGCGUUAGAGAAACUCAAUGUUGCCGUGCUAAAGGCCAUGGACAAGACGAAGGAGGAGUACCAGGGUUCGUCAGUUCUCGGGCAGUUUGUGACACGUUUCAUGUUGAGGGAAACAUCUAGUCAGCUGCUGUCACUCCAGAUGUCUCUGCAGUGUGCUAUGGAGGCCGUGGAGUCUCAGAGCAGCACCUCUCCAGUGGAGGUUGUGAAAGUCCCGGAGCAUCUGGCCGUACAGAAGAACAACAAAAGAUGUGGCCGUCGAGUACAGAAGAACAUGUGUCUGUCACCUACUGAUCCAUACUCAGGCAUUCUCACUACUGGUGUUACUGUAGAUACAGAUGAACACUGGUGCUCUCAGAUCAACAGACUGCAGCAACUCAUCGACAAACUGGAGUGUCAGAGUCCAAAGUUGGAGCCUCUGAAAGAAGAUACUCUGUCCAGCACAUAUAAAUCAAACAUUCUUCUGGUUCAGAGACAGAUGAUGGUGAUAGAGAAUGAUCUCGAGGAGUUUCAGAAGGCUCUGAAAACUUAUGCCGACUCCACCGCCAAUCAAAACGACAACAUACAUGUGUCCAUUCAGAAACUGCCUGAGAAGAGCUGCUACAUCAUAUAUGAAUUUUGGCAGGACCGUAUUUCCUGGAUGAGUUAUUUGCAGUCUGAUGCCAGUAAGAUGUUUCAGCGUUGUAUUAUAGACAUGCUGGAGGAUCCUGAGGUGGUCUCCACUAUGCUGAUGCCAGCGUCGUGGUGGAUCAUGACAAACAACUAACAGCAACAAAAACACUUCAACGCCCACAACCGAACCUGUGUCUAAAAAUGACCCCUGCACAUCUUUGAAUUAAUAACUAGCUGUAAAAGAAAGAUGAUGAAUCAUAUGUAACUGUGACACACACACACACACACACACGCCAUAUUUGUGUCGCAUUUGAUAUAUAAUGUUCUGUAUGUAUAAUAAUUCACCAAAUAUAACAUGCUAACAGGUUUGUGCACUAUUCAGAGUUAAAUUAAGAAUGCCUGAAUUUAAACGAGAUACCAAAAAGGAUGUAGAAUUAAAUUUAAGGUAGAAUUCAAAUGGAAUGAAAUUCACAUAACUGCUAACUAAUGUGUCGUUUUUUAAUAAUACAUACAUUUUUUCGGUGUUAAUUACCAUCAAUGUUAUCAUACUCAACAUAUAGUGUAUUUCCAGAAACGUUACAGUAGACUAUAUGCAUUAUUCAUGCAUAAAAUGCCACCUAUAGACAUUUUUAUUUUGUUUAAAUUAAUUUUAUAAUAUUUAAUACAUAUAAAUAUAUUUAUAUAUAUUUAACUGGUUGGCCAUGGGUGAAGAACACUACUUGAUAAUCAAUAGAUUAAAAAUUAUGUCAAUAUUAUACUUAAAAAGUUACCAGAAAACAAUGUGAUAUUUAGUCACUAUAAUUAUUUGUUUGCUUGGUUUUUUUUUUUACCAAAACGAGACAGAUUUCCCGAUUCAAUUGCAUCUAUUCAAUCAAUAAAUAGGACACUAUAUUUAAUAUAUAAUUUUUGUUACAUGUUCAUUGUUUAAUUGCAUAAUUUGUACUAUUUACAAGUAUUACAUUAAUUAAUUGAUUUGAACAUGUGCUAAAACCAGUACUGUCUCUUUAAGAGAACCGGCAAUUCUGUAAGUGAGCGCAUGUUAAUGAGAGAGACUGUGCUGUGCGUGAUUAGAAUUAAAUGUUUAUUUUGUUGUUUUUGACUGUAGAGAUAGGGUAUUAUUGUAAAAGAGACUUUAUUCAAUGACAUGCAUUACGUGGAGCAACUUUUGCUCUCAACACACACUGAAAGGAUCUCCACCAGUUUAUUACACAAUCACUGCUGAGUGAAAUAUGAGCAUUUACCAGCCAUUGCCAAAUCUAUACAUUUUAGCCAUGCAUAGCAAAUUCAAGUGCUUUCCUUCCUAUUUUUAAAGGAGGGUUGUGCACAGAAUAAAAGAUUGAUCUUGUGAUUUAACGAUCGAUAUAGAGAUAAAAUCUAUAUUUUUACCCACCCCUAAUUGUGUGACUGUUGAAGGGAGCGAUUUCUUUAAGGAAUAUUCCGGGUUCAAUACAAGUUCAGAUCAGUCGACCGGAUGUGUGGCAUAACGUUGGUUACCACAAGACUCGUCCCUCGUUUUACUGCGACACCCAGAAAUCUGUGUCGCAGUAAAACACUUACGAUAUAAGUCAAUGGGGUUUAAUCAUAGACUGUAAAAAAAGAUGGCCGACACCCCUUCGCUCUUUUCCAUUGGUGAGAACUGAAGCCGCCAGUGUCCCGAUAUGGCGCUGACAUCUUGGGACUUGAGUCUGCGCAGUUGCGAUUUCGGGACCAGACCUGCGCAGUAGUGAGCAGGAAGUAAAGCUGCGAAAUCAAGGCCCCGCCCUCACACUCGCUGAAUCAAUCGCAAAAAAUAAUUGAAAUACUUAAUUAUUGAAAUUUAGAUAUUAAAUUUAAAGAUCCAAUCUGUCCUCCGAAGAUCCCGAAAAAAAAGUCUGUUGGUGCUUCAGUGACUACUUCGCUCAGAGAACCUGUCAAUCACAGCUGUCAAUCAUGAUGUCACAGCACCGUUUUUAUAGCAUCAAAUAACUAAAAACAAACUUAUUUUGAAAACAAACACUUGAAAUGACAUCAACGUGAUAGAAACGACAGUAAAUGACAGAAACUAUCUUUGGAAAAAAGCUAUGUGAAGUGUAAUUUAAUUGUUUAGUUGGUCUCACGUCCUGUUGAAUAACAUGGGGAGGCGGGGUUUAUGACCUAUACUAGGACCAGCCACCGGGGGGCGAUCAAGACGUUUUGGCUUCACUUUUGAGGGCUUGUGCGGCAUCACUUGGGUUUAAUCUGUAAAUGUUAAAAUACUGUUUCAAAAGUAUAGACACAAGACAUAAACAAUAUGAGUGUUAACAUGAUUUUACUGUCAUUAAAUCUCUUACCUUUCUGUCUUAUGUUAUAUCUAUUUUUACAACUUUGUUGCCAUGACGACGUAACACUGUGAACCCUAAAACGACCGUUAUGGAGGGACAUCAUUGUUUUUGUGGUAAUCAAAUCGUUGCCACAAAUGCUCUCGAUUGAUCUUAAUUUAUAUUGAACCCAGAAUAUUCCUUUACAUUUUUAAUUUUGCUCACAUGCAUGGUGGUAAUAUUUCUGGCAUGCAUAAAGAAUCAAAGCAUAUUUUGCUCCGUGCAGACAUUUAAGAGGCUUUUGAAUCCAGCAGCUUUGAUGCAGAUACAGCAACUCACUAUGAGCAAAAUAUUAACAGAUAAAAAAACAAACAACAAAUGUUGUAUUCUUGUAAAUAAUUAAGAUCGCACUAAUGAAAUAAACUGCUUCUUGAGACUAUCAACUUUUACUUUAAGAAAAUACGAACUGCUAUUUAAAAGUGCAUGCAAAUGAGAUGUUUUGACAAAAGUCAUUGUUUGUUCACAGAGAUUAUUUCUCCAGAGAAGUCUGAAAUAUGCAAGUCUGUGAAUAGGAUACACUUGUAAUGAAGAUGCAGCUGACUAAAGGUGUUUAAUUUGACUAUGUAGACAUUAUAAAGGCCAAAGUAUACUUCGGGUGCGCGCGUUGCGGAUCAUCCGCGCACAGUAUGAGUGACGCAAAUUGCGUCAUCUGCACAGCCGCGCGCUUGACCGCACGCCACCUCGGCUGUGCGCAUCGUCUGCGCAUGCGCUGGCCAUUGACCGAGCUGAGUGACACGAAGCAGUUGCAGUGCGCAUGCGUCUAACAUGUUCCUAUUCGUUCGCUGUCAGAAAAAUAUGCUCAGAAAGGCAAAGCGGUCGGCCGGGCGCGACCGGAAGUAUAACUGGGCCUUAAGACAGUGGUUUGACUGUCAUAUUGUCAUAUUGCAAGACGUUGUACAGUUUAUGCAUCUUAAAUAAAAUAAAAUAAAUUACUUUGCUUUGUUUUUUAUGUCGUUUAGUUCAUUGAAUGAAAAUAA